AUGAGUGUCAUCGAAGAUUCCAUUCAGGUCGAGGAGGGAGAUCGUCUCGCUUGUCUCUUGAGCCUUUGCCCGCGCUAUGUCGUUGUUCCCCCCAACCCCCCAGAUGGCAUUGCUUUUGCGAUGACGGGAGAUUGUCAAGAUUGGGAACAGUUGACCUACUGGCACUCUGGCAUCUCUAACUGCAAGCCUGGCAUCUGGAAGGCAGAGGUCAAGAGCAUUCCUGGAGCCGAGCGAGGAGAUGCCGACUACGAGGCAUGUCUUCGUUGGGUGGCAGAUUUGGACGAAAGCACUGAGCUCGAGUUUGACGCCUCCCUUGAUGAAUGGCAGGCCUGGGAGCAAAUGUUCAAAGACAGAUUUGACGAAUCUGUUCAAUGGGACGAGGACAUCACCUGGAAGCACGGCGGCACUUACUACGACGAUGGAGGCAUUUUCAACGUCAUUUCCACGGCGUAUCUGACCCGUGAAGCGGCAGCCAAGGUGCUGGGUGAUGAUUUUAAUGAAGACGAGUAUGACGGAUAUUUGGAGGUGAUUACCCUCAACGACAACCCCAUCAACGAGGAAGAUUGCCAGAGAAACGAAGGCUUCACACUUGGAGGACUCCAUUUUAUACAAGACAGCAUCGGCGGCCCACCUGCGAUUGCCCUGGCUGAAAAGGAUGGCCAAGUCGUUGCGAUCAAGCUCUGGAGGGGCGAUGCCGAGACUAAGGAGGACACUCCUCUUGAAAAGCAGCCCGGCCAGCUCGUUUUCUAG
Molecule: messenger RNA, 750 nt
Organism: Trichoderma citrinoviride
Lineage: Eukaryota; Fungi; Ascomycota; Sordariomycetes; Hypocreales; Hypocreaceae
Exons: 2
Coding region: 1-750 (249 amino acids)
Source: RefSeq, a predicted model, not a curated record